AUGGGUGGACAUCCUCGGGCCUCGCCGGCAUCACAUAGUACAACGUCAACGCGUCUGAAGCGCCAGCGGAUAGACGACUCCUUCACCGACACAGAGGAUCAACAAUCCCCCAUUGGAGAUGGAAAAUACAAGAAGAAGGUGAGGUGGGAUGGUGCAUCGCGAGACACAGAGGAGGGCGAAGGGGCGGCUAGUUCAGAAGAAACCGAUCGAGAGGGAAAAGUAAGCGCUCUGGAUGCGUUUACACCAAAUCUGACACGGCUACUUCCGAAUCAAGAUAUGCUUGACCGCCUCAUGCUUCAGCUCAUCCGUGUACUCAGCGGGAAGAUCGGCUGCGCUUACUACGAUCCUGUGAAAUGUAUCAUCCAUGCAUUAGAGGAUACACAAGAAAACCAUCAUUUCGACUUGACAAAAAUGCUGCUAAAUCAGAUCUCCCCCGACUUUAUACUCACAAGUUCCAAGGCCGACGACGAUUUCAUGAACGUCUGUCGUGAUUACAUGGAUGAGGCAGGCGGUAUGUUCCAGAUCAGGCCUCAUAAGGAUUUCUUACCGGGAAAGGGGCGCAAUCGCCUUCUCUCGCUGAAGCUGUUUUCCGACCUUUCUACGUAUGACAUAGAAGAAAGCCGCUCUGACAUAGAUUCUUCCUCGGAGCCGCGCAACGCUUACGACUUCAUGAAGAACAGAAGGGAUAUGGACGGAGAUCCUACCAUGCGACGGUGGAACGCGACUAUAAGAAUGUCUAACUUUGCAUCUGUGGAUGCUGCCCCUCUGUGUGUCGGAUCGAUGGGCGCGUUGCUCGAUCAUCUUGCUCGGGAAUGCGUUGCAGGGGACUUGGAAAAUGAAGGUGUAGGGGGAUUGAACAUCCUUGACAUCGAGGUGCUUUCGCUCGACACGGUGAUGCAGAUAAAUGCAGACGCCCUAUACGCCUUGCAGAUUUUUGAGAAUGAAAGCCACGCGUCCAUACACUCAGAUAAGACGAAGGAAGGCUUGUCUCUCUUCGGCAUUCUCAACAACACGAUGACCACCUUAGGACGCCGUCUGAUGCAGUCGUGGCUGUUACGGCCGUCUUUGUCUAUCGAUAUUAUCAAGGCGCGCCACGACGCAGUCGCAUGUUUUACUCGAUCUGAAAACCUCGUCGUUACAAAUGUGAUGCACAACCACCUCAAGGGGAUGAGGAACGUUCCUCGGAUACUGUCCAUGAUGAGGACGGGCAAAGCCGGAAUUGCAGAUUGGCAGGGACUCAUCAAGUUCACCUUCCAUUCUGCAUUGCUUCGAGACACAUUGAAGGACCUGAGCGCAAGUAACGACGUGGAAGUCAUUCAAAAGCUGGUCAUAGCUCUGGAUAUUUCUAAUUUCAAGGAAAUCGGUAGUGCAAUAAACGAAACGAUCGAUUGGGAAGAGUCUACAUUAUCUUCAAGGAUCUGCAUUCGUCCCCAUAUAGACGAGGAGCUCGACAAUCGAAAGCAUGUCUACAAUGGCAUAGACGCCGUUCUGUCGAAAGUGGCCCGGGACAUAAGCGAAACAAUUCCGACCAACUAUGUGACAUCCCUCAACGUUGUCUAUUUCCCCCAGCUAGGAUUUCUCAUUUGUGUCCCGAUGCUGGACGAAUGGAGGACGGACGAAGGAGUACAUGCUUUGGAUGACUGGACCUUUCAGGCACAAUCUUUCAAUUUGUCACAUGUCUAUUUUAAGAGCGACAAGAUGCAUGACUUGGACACCCAUAUAGGCGAUUUAUACUCUUCAAUCGUCGACCGGGAAAUCGAGAUCAUUCACGCUCUAAAGGAGAGAAUACUCGUCUAUGAUCAAGCCAUCACCAAGGCCUGUGAUACUUGUGCCGAAUUGGAUUGCUUACUUUGUUUUGCGAGUGCUUCCACCUCCUUCAAUUAUUGCAGACCCCGCAUGACCGAGGAGAACGUACUCCUCAUCAAGCGAGGACGCCACCCACUCCAAGAACAGAUCGUUGACGCUUUCGUACCAAAUGAUAUAUUUCUUGUGGGAGUACAUGCCUCGUCAGACGAUAAUGAUGAUAUGGGGGGAGGUUUGUUAGGAAACGGUGUUCUGAUUUGCACAGGAGCAAACGCAUGCGGCAAAAGUGUGUUUCUCAAACAGGUGCAAUCAUCUUUGAUGAUCGACCUAAAUCAAGUCUCUCUGGCUUUGCGGAACUCGACAGCUAGAUCUCUGAUCCUCUUGGACGAAUUUGGGAAGGGGACACUCUCUGCAGAUGGUGCAGGCCUCUUCUGUGGUGUAUUGAAGCACCUCAUCUCGCGUGGACCUGACUGCCCAAAGGUAGUAGCUGCAACGCACUUUUACGAACUGUUUCAAGAAGAAGGAAUAUUCAAUCCACGAAUUCUUCCUGUGUCAUUCGUUCAUAUGGAAGUCAUAUUUACGACGAGUGACGGAGACAUUAUAACAGCUAGCAAGCCACCUGAACAUGAUGGCGACGCGGAAAGCACAAACAGGAUCAAUCCCGGAGAAAAAAUAACGUAUUUGUACAGAGUGGCGUCAGGCCUCUCCUUGCAUUCUCAUGCUGCAAAAUGCGCAGAAAUAUUCGGGAUCCCACAUCUUAUCGUCCAGAGGGCUCAAUAUGUUAGCCAGUUGCUAGAGACACACAAUAUAACACAGCUCCUGGAUGAGGAGAUGACAGUGGAUGAACGGCAGGAUUUGGAAGAUGCGGAGGAGAUUUGUCGGCGGUUCCUGGCUUGGGAUAUCAGCAGUCAACUACAGGAGGAUCCCGAUGGCUUGAAGACGCGGCUGAAUGAAGUUCUGGGAAGAGCAACUGCAUGA
Molecule: messenger RNA, 2781 nt
Organism: Heterobasidion irregulare TC 32-1
Lineage: Eukaryota; Fungi; Basidiomycota; Agaricomycetes; Russulales; Bondarzewiaceae
Exons: 23
Coding region: 1-2781 (926 amino acids)
Biological process (GO): chiasma assembly; mismatch repair
Cellular component (GO): nucleus
Molecular function (GO): mismatched DNA binding; ATP-dependent DNA damage sensor activity; ATP binding
Source: RefSeq, a predicted model, not a curated record